UCUAUGGGUGCCCUCGGAAGGCCCGCCUCUUCCUGUGUGAUUCGAAAAAAACAUUCCUGCCUCAGCGCUGGCGACGGAGAUUCUGUGAGGAAUCAUAGAAUAGGACCCAAGAAGUAACAGUUCUGUAGUCGUCUUAACAUUUGGAAUUGGAAUGUCCACAGAGAACACGUGAGUGGAAUGUGGCUGAAAUUUUCUGUAUCUUACAUGUUCAGCAGAAGGACUACAUGAUUCCACCUGCUUGAGGAUCCCUCAGGUAGCGUUAAAAAGUCAAGGAAAAUGCAUGCUCUUCUAACCCUGCCGAAACAAACAAAAGGCUCUGGGAUGUUUGGUAUUCACUGACCAACUGCAUGCCUCAACGGAGCCCAAGAAGCACACAAAAGGCACAAACGCUGAGUAUUGACUGGUUUUCCUGGUAGCAGUUGAAUCAAGAACUGUAAGAUGGAGCGGCAAAAAUUGCUGACCCCUGUAAAUAGCUACGGGACUCAGGAUGGGGAAGUCAGGAUGGGCUUAGGCGCCGCUUCCCUUCAACCAAAAGAAGAGGAACUCCGCAGGCGCCUUAAGUACUACUUUAUGAGCCCCUGUGACAAGUUCCGUGCCAAAGGCCGCAAGCCUUUUAAAUUGGUGCUCCAGCUGGUAAAGAUACUAAUAGUUACAAUCCAGCUCAUCCUCUUUGGACUUAGCAACCAGAUGGUGGUGACUUUCAAAGAGGAGAACACCAUGACAUUCAAGCAUCUCUUCCUGAAGGACUAUGCAGAGGGGUCAGAAGAUACUUACGCUGUCUAUACACAGGCAGACGUCUAUGACUACGUCUUCUAUGCAGUGGAUAAGUACUUGGCCAUGGCAAAUGAGACAAUCGGACGCUAUGCCUAUGUUCGCCCAUCUGGUGCUGCUAACCAGUCAGCUCUCAUGCUCUGUCAGCAAUACUACCGCAAAGGGAGGAUUGACCCAGCCAAUGACACCUUCAACAUCGAUCCCAAGGUCGUCACUGAGUGCCUGGGCGUGGAUCCCCCAGAAAAGAUAACGUCACUGGAACCUGAGAAAAAGUUUCCACUCUCCCAGGAGCCGAACUUCAGCUACAGGAAUUUCACACUCAAGUUUUACAAGCUUAUUAACGUCACUAUCCAGUUCAAGUUGAAAGCUAUCAACAUCCAGACGAUCAUCAACAAUGAAAUUCCCGACUGCUACACCUUUUCUAUAACGAUCGUAUUUGACAAUAAAGCACACAGUGGCCGAGUGAAGAUCCACUUGGACAACAAAGUGGACAUCCAGGAGUGCAAAGAUCCCAGCGUCUAUGGCAAAGGAGACAACCAUUUACGAAUAUGCUUCGAUGUGGUUGUGCUCCUGACCUGUGCGCUCUCCUUUGCCUUGUGCACUCGUUCAAUCAUCAGAGGACUUCUGCUGCAGCACGAGUUCAGCCAGUUCUUCCAGCAGCACUAUAACCAGGGCGUCUGCCUGUCUGACCGCAUGGAGUUUGUGAACGGCUGGUACAUACUGCUUGUUGUGAGCGACAUCCUUACUGUGUCUGGGACCAUCAUGAAGAUUGGAAUCGAGUCCAAGAACUUCGCCAGCUAUGAUGUGUGCAGUAUUCUCCUGGGCACCUCCACUCUCCUGGUCUGGGUUGGUGUGAUGCGAUACCUCAGCUUCUUCCAGAAGUACAAUAUCCUUAUCGUCACCAUGCGAGCUGCCUUCCCUAACGUCAUCCGCUUCUGCUGCUGCGUGGCAGUCAUCUACUUGGGCUACUGCUUCUGUGGCUGGAUUGUGUUGGGGCCCUACCAUGUCAAGUUCCGCUCCCUUUCGAUGGUGUCAGAAUGCCUUUUCUCCCUCAUCAACGGGGACGACAUGUUUGUGACUUUUGCCGCAAUGCAGCAGAAUAGCCACCUGGUGUGGCUCUUCAGCCAAGUCUACCUGUAUACCUUCAUCAGUCUCUUCAUUUACAUGGUGCUUAGCCUCUUCAUUGCCCUUAUCACUGGCUCCUACGAGACCAUCAAGCAUCAGUGUGAAGGAGAGAUGGCAGCCACGCAGCUCCAUGCCUAUAUAGCGGAGUGCAAGGACAGCCCAAAGUCCGGCAAGUUUCGACGGGAGAGCAGUUCCUCGUGCUCCGUCUUCUGUUGCUGCGAGCCAACCCAACUGCAGGAGAACAGCCUGGUUGUCAACUGAGAGUUGUAACACGGACGAAGAAGGGCUUGCACGGCUGCUUGAUGCUGGACACAAACAGGCCUGGAUCUGGACUUCGGAGAGCAGAAGGGCCUCCUACAGACUGCUUUCUAGCAAUAAGGAUGGCAAGAGAUGACAGCUCCUGUCAUGGCUUCCUACAAGCUAUUUGCCAGUUCCACAGAGAGCCGGCGAGACUACAGACCUUAGUAUCAUAACGAGGAAGAUCUGCCCUGGAGCGGAGGGACACUAGCGAUAUUCCGAACAGUAACUGUAGACUUCCGUUAGGACUGUGUUAGUCUGUGUGUGCAGCGUUUCCCAUGCAGUGGAGAGCUAAGGAGCUUUCAGGUAGCUAGGGUGGUGGAAGCCAUUUUUAAAAGCUGAUUCGGAAAGGAAAAAAUUAUGGAGAGGAAUUGCAAAAAGUAGCUCAAGGGUAGGGGGAACCUCCCCUUUUUACUACUGAAAGUCUCUUCCCUGCUACCUGUGGAUGAGCAUGUCAGGCGCUACACUUUGCCUCAGGAUUACUAGAAAAGUGAUGGUGUGUUUCCCUGUGGGAGAGUGCGAAUGGAUGGAGUUGGGAACAAGACCCUGUCAAUCUCAUUGGCUUCAUAUCUAGCUGGCAGGUUUGAGAUGCCUUGUGAAGGUGGGCAGGGUGUUUUUUAAAUGCCACUGUGAAGAGCUUGGCGCAGUGAAUUUACUCUGGAGGUGAGCCGCAGUCGCACUGUGCUGUGGUGCAGAUCUGGAACAAAUACGGCAGAGAUGACAGCGUAAGGAUGAGCGAGCUUCUGACGAAGGGAGUUUCGACUCUUGAAAGCUGCCAGUCUUGUUGGUCUCUAUGGUGCCAUCGGACUCGAAUCUUGCUCUUCUAUUGCAGACCAACACGGCAGCCCACCUGUAACUAGCAAUCUAAGGGUGGUACUUCUAUUUUCCAGGUGCUCCACUGGCCUGGGUUGCUUACUGAAUCUGGCUUACUUUCAGUUGUGUGUUAGAAAAUCAUAACUUAUGGAAUAUUUCUGGAUUCAGAGGAGGUGUGGGCCAGGAACAAUCCUCUCCCCUCGCUCCAGGGACACCCCUUUCUAAUAAAGGAUCCCAGAGUUCUCUGGCGUCCUGCAUCCUUGAGUAGGGAAAUGAACCCAGUUCCACCAACUGGCCACCUGGCAAAUUAAGGCUGAGAGAUCUCCUCUGGAUAUUCUCCCCAGUCCCUGUUUAUACGGAGGGAUCCUGAAACCAAAAUUGAUGAAGUAACAGAAUUAUUUAAAAAAUCCUAUGAAUUUAAAUAUAUAAUCAGCUAGUUUGGCAUUUAAAAACUAAAAAAAUAAGAAAAAUAUACACAUUACAAUAUAACCAUAAUUAACACAAACUGUUUCACAUACAACACUAAAAUGCCAAAUGAACUUUUAAAAAGUGCUAAAAUCAAACAGCAGCAGGUUGCACAAAUGGAUAAAAUCAAAAUUUGAAAGCAUACAAUUUGCAGUCUGAAAAAAAAUGCAAAGUGAUUUAAUAGCCGUUUAAAGGAUUCCAAGAUUAUGAAGCUGCUAUAGCAUAGUGGUUACGUGGUUGGGCUGUAAAUCAGCACUCUGCUGGUUCAAAUCCCACGACGCAUGAGCUCAGCAGGUGGCCUUUGGUCCGCCACUCCUCUCAGCCCCAGCUCCCCAGCUGUAUUGUGGGGAUAAUGAUAGCACUGACUUUGUCCACCGUUCUGAGUGGGGCACUAAUCUCUAAAAGAGCAGUAUAUAAGCUUAUUGUCACUGUCUCAAACUCCAACAACAGAAAGGAGUGAAAAUGCCCCCAUUGUGGACCUUGUUCAACCACCAGGAGAUAAGUCCAAAGAAAGGUGUACCUCCAAAAUGCUAUUAAUUGAUUCAAAGUCUCUUUUGGUAGUAAAUAAAAGCAAAAUAAAACCCUAGGCUCCUAUAACAGUAAAACUACUUAAGCAGUGAAUGCAGAUGUACGACAUGUUUUAAGAAAUUGAAUAGUCUAUAAGUAAUAAAUAGAAUAUUUCUUUAAAAGUUUACCCUUCAUGCCUGAGUUCACAGCCAACUGAAAAAAGCUGCCAACUGGAGCUUAAUACAAGUUGCGCAAAUGCAGCUCAGACCUCCCCCACCCUCCCAUUAAUAGUGCAACGGGCUUCUCCUUAAAGAGAGAUCCCCUAAAUCUGUGUUCUUGCAUGCCAGUAUAAACCAGUAAAACCGCUCCAACCAUCAAUUGUUGCCAAAAAGAAUCCCACAGCAAACAAAGGGAGACUUGGCAUGCUGAAUAGCAAGAUAUUGGGGUCAAGUUCAUGCUUUCCUCUAAACUGUGUUACUAUCCCAAGGGGAUUGCCAGUUUGGUGCAGUGGUUAAGAGCGCAGGACUUGGGACUGAUUCCCCACUCCUCCACUUGAAGCCAGGUGGGUGAGUCAGUCGCAGCUUCUAGCGCUCUCAGCCUCACCCACCUCACAGGGUGUUUUGUUGUGGGGAUAAUAAUGGCAUACUUUGUAAACCGCUCUGAGUGGGUAUAAGUCAUCCUGAAGGGCGGUAUAUAAAUCAAAUAUUAUUUUGGAGGUGGGCAAUUCAGGCAGGACCUGAAUUUACUAUCUUCCGAGUAAAAAAAAAAAAAUCUGAUUGUUGCAAUGCCGCUUUUGUUGGUCAAAUGUUAAAGCUGGAAGGGUUUCCCAGUGAACAGGCUCCUUCACGCUUGCACUGCACAAACAGACUCUCCACACACCCCGAAAAGGUGGGAAAGUAGAUUCUUUCCCAAUUGAUUCACGUUGAAAUAUGGUGAAUAGCUUGCAAAGGUGGUUGGUCUGGAAAAAUUCUGCCCCCCACAGAAAGUACACUGAAGACUCCUUUCCCCAACAUGGUGUCUCUAAGAUAGUUCAAGUGUGUCUUGCCAUCUCUAGUUGUGAGCUGUAAUUUUUAAAUAUCAGGCUUGCCAAAAUAAUUGCAAAUGAUGCUUUGGGUUUUUUAAAGCACAUUUACUGGAAUUCCCAUAACUUGUGUAAGGAACUUAAUUUUUGAAUGCGUUUUGGAGGGCAGGUUCUCUUUUCCUCUACUUUACAACUUGCUGGCAUUUGCCUGUAUAGUGUCCAGAAAAGCCCGGUUACUUCUUUGUGGCUUCUGUGCCUCAUUCAAAUAGGCUUUGUACCUAGGCAGAUUAUGGAGACGUCUAGAGUGACAAAGUAGGAAUGAAAGCUUUUUGUGUCUUCAGGCAGGAAGAACCCUGACCUGGAUAGCCCUGGUGAGCCUGAUCUUGUCAGAUCUCAGAAGCUAAGCAGUAUCAGCCUUGGUUAGUAAUUGGCUGGGAGACCUCCAAAGAAGACCAAGGUUGCAGAGGCUGGCAAUAGCCAUUGUUCAUCUCUUGCCAUGAAAACCCCACCAGGGUUCGCCAUAAGUCAACUAUAACUGGAGAGCAGGAUUUUAUUUCAGGCAGAAAGGUAAACCACUUGCAGUCCAAUGCAUCAACCACUGGAAAUAAAAAAAAACUGUCACACUUUGCUUAACAGCUGCCACAGAAGCCUCUACUUUUCUAUAUUAAAAUGCAUUCUACCAGAGCAAUGGCUAGCUCAGUUCUCGAGAGAGAGAGAUCCUUACCUGACGAGCAUCAGACAGCAUCCGCUUUCAUUAGACACUAUACUCUUGACACAACGGCAUGGUGUGAGAUGCUUCCUUUGGCUGAGCAAGCCUACUCUCUCUCCCGAGUGCAUCUGUACCUGCCACCAGGUAGAUCAGCUUGCUAGUUGUCACCCAUUAGUGUGAUGCACAGAGACAACAAAGAAGAUUGUUUACUUGUAACUGUCACAUUCACACUUCCUUGGCCACCUCCCUCUCCAUUCUUGCCAUGCCAUGCUCUUUACUCGGAACAGAGAGGGAAAGGCACACUUUCUUUCCCUGCAGUGUGUGUGGACCAGGCCUGUGUCUAUGGGGAAAGAUAUUUGCACUUAAUUUGUAGUUCUUGAAGUUUUUGAAAUGGAGUUCUGUGCAGGCACAAAGCCCAUUAGUACCAAUGCAGAUGGCCACUUGCAAAAAUAAUAGUUUCAGGUAAACAAUGUGGUUUUUUCUGAUGGCUUCCUCCAUAUAGCUGGGGGGGGGGGAAUCCUGCUUGCCGGAGUUCAAGGGUGUGCGUAUGGGAUGGUAGAAUUCAGUAUCUCAUUAUGUUUUAUUGUAAAGGCUCAAUGAACAUGGUAAAAUUCACCCUGACAUCUAAGAGAGCCAGUUUGGUGUAGUGGUUAAGAGAGCGGGACUCUAAUCUGGAGAACUGAGUUUGAUUGCCCACUCCUCCACUUGAAGCCAGCUGGGUGACCUUGGGUCAGUCACAGCUUCUCAGAGCUCUCUCAGCCCCAUCUGUCUCACAGGGUGAUUGUGGUGAGGAUAACAACAUACUUUGUAAACUGUUCUGAGUGAGCAUGGUUGUCCUGAAGGGCGGUAUAUAAAUCGAAUGUUGUUGUUGUUUUUAUUAAGCUAAACACUAGCACAGGGCUUUUUUGUUCCGUUUGAGUGAGGAGCAUAUUGGAGGAUCAUGCCUUCUGGCAUGUCCAGGAGAGGAGAGUGUUACAUAAGUGGAAGAGAACUGUUAAGGAUGGAGAGCACUUGGAACAUCCUCAAGAACUUUUUUGCCUGAUUUAGUAAUGCAAGGGCUGAACGCAAGCUACAGCAGUUUCAAAUGUAUCUUAAAGGAGAAGCAAGAAAAAAUCAGUGUAAGCAACAUCCUUUUGUCAGCUUAUGUGAGAAUCACAUGGGAUAAAGAAAUAAAUAAAAAUUAUUCACUGAGUCAAACUGAAUAAAGCUUAAAAUAACCUUGCAAGUGACCUUUGGUUCUGGAAGACUGGCAUUUGUUGGGAGCAAAACAUCACUGUAUUAAGGCAGCAGUCCUAUAUGCACUUGUCUGAAUAAGUCCCAUUGAAUUAAGUACACUUUAGAUCUGAUUAGUCAUGCGCAGGGCUGAAUCUUAAAUCUCUGGUCCACAUGUGUAAUGCAUCAGUGCGGCAGCAGUGGGAAAAGGUGAACUUGUCAUAGUCUGUAUCUUGUUAGGAGAAUAAAGAUUUUUCUUAUUUAA
Eublepharis macularius is the source of this 7185-nucleotide messenger RNA. RefSeq names its product mucolipin TRP cation channel 1 (gene MCOLN1). Gene Ontology annotation, molecular function: NAADP-sensitive calcium-release channel activity. The record is from RefSeq and is a predicted model, not a curated record. Gene Ontology annotation, cellular component: plasma membrane; lysosomal membrane. Lineage: Eukaryota; Metazoa; Chordata; Lepidosauria; Squamata; Eublepharidae. The coding region runs from base 439 to 2157 and encodes 572 amino acids. The transcript has 16 exons.